AUGGCGAUGAUAAUUCUUGAGGAAGAGUCAUUGUUUGAAGGGAAACAAAUUCUCUCUCUUCACCGCGACAACUUCUGGUCUUGGAUCACGGAUGAGGAGGACAUGCCUCCCCUUCCUCUCCAGCUUACUUCAGAAGAGAGUGCUGAAGAGUCCGCCACAGGAUCCAUCACCAUGGUGACCAUGUGUGCCCUCCACCAGUGCAGAGACAUUCAUCUCUACCUGGGGAGUCCAUCUGGAGUAGGCUUGGCUUCGCAAUGCGGUGAGUAUGUCACAGACUCGUGCCAAUCGGCCAGUAAGACAGUAGUGGAGAUGCAGAGACAAGCAGGGGUUGCUAGCGCCCACACACGGACUGGAGUGAAGUAUUGGAUUAAUGAAUACACAUCCACUCUUGGAAUCGGGGUUUUUCAUUCUGGUAUUGAAGUCUAUGGAAGAGAGUACGCCUAUGGUGGUCAUCCCUACUCUUUCAGUGGAAUAUUUGAGAUCACUCCAGGAAAUGCUACUGAGCUGGGUGAAACAUUCAAAUUCAAAGAGGCCAUCGCUCUUGGCACUACAGACUUUACAGAGGAAGAUGUUGACAAGAUUAUUGAAGAGCUUGGAAAGGAGUUCAAGGGCAAUGCCUACCAUCUCAUGCACAAGAACUGUAAUCACUUCUCAGCAGGGCUGGCAGAGAUUCUGUGCGGAAAGGAGAUCCCUCGCUGGGUGAACCGGCUGGCGUACUUCAGUUCCUGCAUCCCAUUCCUCCAGAGCUGUCUCCCCAAGGAGUGGCUCACGCCCGCAGCUCUGCAGAGCCACAUCAGCAGCCAAGGCCUAAACAAGGACGAUCAGAGUGACCCUGGAAACGAUGAGUCCCCUUCCACCUCAGGCUCCACUGCGACCGCUUCAGGGACCACCAGGACCUGCAGACACACUCGAGUCUAA
Hemiscyllium ocellatum (epaulette shark) is the source of this 918-nucleotide messenger RNA. Its product is annotated as deubiquitinase DESI2. Gene Ontology annotation, molecular function: deubiquitinase activity. The record is from RefSeq and is a predicted model, not a curated record. Gene Ontology annotation, biological process: protein deubiquitination. The coding region runs from base 1 to 918 and encodes 305 amino acids. The transcript is spliced from 5 exons. Lineage: Eukaryota; Metazoa; Chordata; Chondrichthyes; Orectolobiformes; Hemiscylliidae.